Messenger RNA from Podarcis raffonei (Aeolian wall lizard), 1023 nucleotides. It is a transcript of the gene RNF222, whose product is annotated as ring finger protein 222. NCBI's taxonomy places the organism in Eukaryota, Metazoa, Chordata, Lepidosauria, Squamata, Lacertidae. The transcript has 2 exons. The record is from RefSeq and is a predicted model, not a curated record. Bases 364 to 1023 code for a protein of 219 amino acids.
GUUCCUCCACAUUCACUCCUCGGGGAACCGCCCUCCUGCCUACCUGCCUGCUUAAAGAUCUGACGCAAGGCAAAGGCAUGGAUACAGAGCGAACCACCCAGCAAACACUCAUUGUUCUAUAGCUAGGGCUUGUUCAUCGUGAGCUUGGGAAGGUUGGAGGCACCAACACCAAAUGCCUGGAGAGGUAGCUCCUUGCUGGUUUUGAGGAAGGGAGGUAUGGUGCUUGAGAGGAAAGGAGCAGGAUGCUGGUGGGAAAACUCCGGGAUCUACGAAAAGAUGGUGUGCUUCAAAUGAUCUCCAUGGACGGGACACCUCUGCAGAUCUUUUGACCUCUGGUGGCUGCAUGUGAACAAGUGGACAAGGAUGUCUGUGACCAAAACCAGUAAGGAGAUUCCUGCUGCUGCCCCUUCGGCAGAGUGCCCCGUCUGUUAUGAGUCAUUUCAGUCUCCGAAAGUGUCGCGCCGGGUGCUGAGCUGUGGGCACACUUUUUGCCACGACUGUCUGGUCAAGUGCCUUUUGGCAUCUCGGGAUGAGGGCCGGCUACAGAACUGCCUCACCUGCCCCGUCUGUCGCUUUGUGACCUUCCUCUGCAGGAAGAGAGCCUGCUUGCCUUCCAAGAUCUCCCCGAACCCUCCACCUUUGGAGCUGCCUCUCUCACCUUCGUUGCUGUCCUUGGGGUCAGCAAACACUUUAGUGGUGCCUGGCCAUUUCCUGAUGUCCCUGCGUGGCUACGACAGCCACCAGAAUGUGUGUGGCUGCCCUAGCAUGAACUCGGUGGUGCACCCUGGUGGCUUGGAGCGACAGUCUCACGUCUUCAUUAUCACUCAGUGUGGGAUGCCGCUGAUCGAAGAGAACAUUGGUGUCACCGCUCUAAACCACGAUGUGGAAGCUGCGGGGUCAAUGGCGUCUCAGAGGUCCCUAAUAAUGGGCUGCUUCCAAUCACCCAUUGUCUUGGCAAUCCUCCUGGUCUCCACUGUUGCUCUGUUGGGGGCUGUUCUCCCCUGGCUACUACUACUAGAAUGA